Molecule: messenger RNA, 16179 nt
Organism: Porites lobata
Lineage: Eukaryota; Metazoa; Cnidaria; Anthozoa; Scleractinia; Poritidae
Source: the annotation of a GenBank genome assembly
AUGACACAGAGUGGAAACGGAACAGCAUGUGAGAGUGAUGUUACAUCACUUGGUACCGGACAAGGGCUGAACUUUGAUGAGGACACACUGAAAGGUAAAGAUUCUUACGACUGUUAAUAGUGUAUCACCAAAUGGCCUUUAACACAGCAAACUAAAAAGUGUUGUUGUCAAUAUGGUCAUAGCCGCCAAAUGUUUAUAAUUAUCUAAUUAACAAUGUUUUUAUGAGGAAUUUUUAUCAAUAAAGUAUUAUCAAUAACGAAAGCUGUUGCAAAUUAUGACUAUUAUCUUCUUAAGUUCUAUAGAGUGUUUUCACUCACGUGGCCAGCAUCUAUGCAAAUUUAUUGGAACAAAAGAAAGCGUUUGCAUAAGAAAGGAGUUCAACUCCCACAGGACUGGUUUGGGACACCAACAUGGCCGCCGUUUCAUUGUUUUGGGACACCAAUAUGGCCGCCGUGACGUCAUGUGAAAACACUCUAUAAGGCUAUGAUAUACAAGUAAACGUAACCGAGUUUCACUUAAUUAGACCAAAAAGAAAUAAUAUGUUUUUUAAGAGUUAUUCUAAUGAUGGUACAUUGCUGCAAUUAACUCUCGAUUCUGUUUUUAAACAUGGUUCUGUCACGCGUUACUGAAGUGGCACUGUAGCUCGCUGCUACUAAAUGGAUUGACUACGUAAAAAAAUAAUGAAUAAUUGAAAAAAAAAACAUCGCUUUAAAUCCGAAGAUGAAUCAGCUACCGAGAUUGUCGAAACGAGAGUUGGCUGUGGUUGGUUACUAGGGUGGCGUGAGCCGUGAGUGAGGCAUUGAAUUCUGAAAAGCAGUUUCAGGUCUUGAUUGAAAGCGCAAUGGAAAAAUGAAUCAGAUUACGUGUACUGUCCUGUUAUAUGAAAAUGACUUUACCGAUCGUUUCAUGACUGCCUUUUACAGAAUUGUUUAUUGAUUUGUUUCAAUAAAAAUUUUAUAGUAAUGUAAGUUUACCAUUUGUGUCAAAAUGAAUGGCUGUUUUGUUUGCAGUGCUUAUACAAUUGAAGAUAAUAUUAAUUUACAGCUUUAUACUGAUUUUUCCAGAUCAAACCAUCAUGACACAGAGUGGAAACGGAGCAGCAUGUGAGAGUGAUGUUACAUCACUUGGUACCGGACAAGGGCUGAACUUUGAUGAGGACACACUGAAAGGUAAAGAUUCUUACGACUGUUAAUAGUGUAUCACCGAAUGGCCUUUAACACAGCAAACUAAAAAGUGUUGUUGUCAAUGUGGUCAUAGCCGCCAAAUGUUUUUAAAGAGCAAACGGGAUUUAUCUAAUUAACAAUGUUUUUAUGAGGAAAUUUUAUCAACAAAGUAUUAUCAAUAACGAAGGCUGUUGCAAAUUAUGACUAUUAUCUUCUUAAGUUCUAUAAGGCUAUGAUAUACAAGUAAAGUUAACCGAGUUUCACUUAAUUGGACCAAAAAGAAAUAAUAUGUUUUUUAAGAGUUAUUCUGAUUAUGGCACAUUGCUGCAUUUAACUACCGAUUCUGUUUUUAAACAUGGUUCUGUCACGCGUUACUGAAGUGGCACUGUAACUCGCUGCUACUAAAUGGAUUGACUACGUAACAAAAUGAUGAAUAUUUGAAAAAAACAUCGCUCUGAAUCUAAAGAUGAAUCAGCCAAUGAGGUUGUCAAAAGGAAGGUUGGCAAUGGUUGGUUACUAGGGUGGCCUGAGCCUUGAGCUGGCCACUAAAUUCUGAAAAGCAGUUUUACCUCUUGAUUGAAACCGCAAUGGAAAACUGAAUGAGAUUGCGUGACUGUCGCGCUUUUCAUGACUGCUUGCCACAGAAUGGUUUAAUUGAUUUGUUUCUAUAAAAGUUUUAUGCUAAUAUAAGUUUACUACUUGUGGCAAAAUGAAUGGCUGUUUUGGUACCAGUGCUUAUACAAGUGAGAUAAUAUUAAUCUAAAACUUUAUUUAAUACUGAUUUUUCCAGAUCAAACCAUCAUGGCACAGAGUGGAAACGGAGCAGCAAAUGAGAGUGAUGCUACGUCACAUGGUACAGAACAAGAGCUGAACUUUGAUGAUGGCACAUUGAAAGGUGAAGAUUCUUACAACUGUUAAUAAUGUAUCACCAACGUGACUAAAUGGAUUGACUACGUACCAAAAAAAAGUUUAAAAUGGUAAAAAACAUCGCUCUGAAUCUAUAGAUCAAACAGUUGCCGAAACGUGAAUACGCAAUGCUUGGUUGCCAGGGUGGCGUGAGCCGUGAGUUGGCCACUGAAUUCUGGAAAGCAGUUUCACUCUUGAUCGAAAGUGCAAUGGAAAUAUGAAUCAGAUUACGUGUACCGUCCUGUUAUAUGAAAAUGACUUCACCGCGCGUUUCAUGACUGCCUGCCACAGAAUUGUUUAAUUGAUUUGUUUCAAUAAAAAUUUUAUACUAAUGUAACUUUACCAUUUGUGUCAAAAUGAAUGGCUGUUUUGGUCGCAGUGCUUAUACAGUUAAAGAUAAUAUUAAUUUACGGCUUUAUACUGAUUUUUCCAGAUCAAACCAUCAUGGCACAGAGUGGAAACGGAGCAGCAUGUGAGAGUGAUGUUACAUCACUUGGUACCGGACAAGGGCUGAACUUUGAUGAGGACACACUGAAAGGUAAAGAUUCUUACGACUGUUAAUAGUGUAUCACCAAAUGGCCUUUAACACAGUAAACUAAAAAGUGUUGUUGUCAAUAUGGUCAUAGCCGCCAAAUGUUUAAAAUUAUCUAAUUAACAUUGUUUUUAUGAGGAAUUUUUAUCAAUAAAGUGUUAUCAAUAACGAAAGCUGUUGCAAAUUAUGACUAUUAUCUUCUUAAGUUCUAUAAGGCUAUGAUAUACAAGUAAACGUAACCGAGUUUCACUUAAUUAGACCAAAAAGAAAUAAUAUGUUUUUUAAGAGUUAUUCUAAUGAUGGUACAUUGCUGCAAUUAACUCUCGAUUCUGUUGUUAAACAUGGUUCUGUCACGCGUUACUGAAGUGGCACUGUAGCUCGCUGCUACUAAAUGGAUUGACUACGUAACAAAAUAAAGAAUAAUUGAAAAAAAAAACAUCGCUUUAAAUCCGAAGAUGAAUCAGCUACCGAGAUUGUCGAAACGAGAGUUGGCUGUGGUUGGUUACAAGGGUGGCCUGAGCCGUGAGUGAGGCAUUGAAUUCUGAAAAGCAGUUUCAGGUCUUGAUUAAAAGCGCAAUGGAAAAAUGAAUCAGAUUACGUGUACUGUCCUGUUAUAUGAAAAAGACUUUACCGAUCGUUUCAUGACUGCCUUUUACAGAAUUGUUUUUUGAUUUGUUUCAAUCAAAAUUUUAUACUAAUGCAAGUUUUACCAUUUUUGUCAAAACGAAUGGCUGUUUUCUUUGCAGUGCUUAGACAAUUGAAGAUAAUAUUAAUUUACAGCUUUAUACUGAUUUUUCCAGAUCAAACCAUGAUGGCACAGAGUGGAAACGGAACAGCAUGUGAGAGUGAUGUUACAUCACUUGGUACCGGACAAGGGCUGAACUUUGAUGAGGACACACUGAAAGGUAAAGAUUCUUACAACUGUUAAUAGUGUAUCACCAAAUGGCCUUUAACACAGCAAACUAAAAAGUGUUGUUGUCAGUGUGGUCAUAGCCGCCAAAUGUUUAUAAAGAGCAAACGGGAUUUAUCUAAUUAACAUUGUUUUUAUGAGGAAUUUUUAUCAACAAAGUAUUAUCAAUAACGAAAGCUGUUGCAAAUUAUGACUAUUAUCUUCUUAAGUCCAAUAAAGCUAUGAUAUACAAGUAAACUUAACCAAGUUUCACUUCAUUGGACCAAAAAGAAAUUGUAUGUUUUUUAAGAGUUAUUCUAAUGAUGGCACAUUGCUGCAAUUAACUCCCGAUUCUGUUUUAAAACAUUGUUAUGUCACGCGUUACUGAAGUGGCACUGUAACUCGCUGCGUCUAAAUGAGCUUAAAUGGAUUGACUACGUAACAAAAAAAGUAAAUAAUUGUAAAAAACAUCGCUCUGAAUCUGAAGAUGAAUCAGCUACCGAGGUUGCCGAAACGUGAAUUCGCAAUGGUUGGUUGCUAAGGUGGCCUGAGCCGUGAGUGGGCCACUGUAUUCUGGAAAGCAGUUUCACUUUUGAUCGAAAGUGCAAUACAAGUUUGAUUCAGAUUACGUGUACUGUCCUGUUGAACGAAAAUGACUUCGCCGCGCGUUUCGUGACUGCCUGCGACUUUAAUUGAUUUGUUUCAAUAAACGUUUUAUACUAAUGUAAGUUUACCGCUUGUGGUAAAAUGAAUGGCUGUUUUGGUACCAGUGCUUAUUAUUAUGAGGAAUUUUUAUCAACAAAGUAUUAUCAAUAACGAAAGCUGUUGCAAAUUAUGACUAUUAUCUUCUUAAGUCCUAUAAAGCUAUGAUAUACAAGUAAACUUAACCGAGUUUCACUUAAUUGGACCAAAAAGAAAUAAUAUGUUUUUCAAGGGUCAUUGUAAUGAUGGCACAUUGCUGGAAUUAACUCCCGAUUUUGUUUUUAAAUAUGGUUCUGUCACGCGUUACUGAAGUGGCACUGUAACUUGCUGCUACUAAAUGGAUUGACUACGUAACAAAAAAAUAAAUAAUUGAAGAAAAACAUUGUUCUGAAUCUGAAGAUGAAUCAGCCACUGAGCUUGUCCAAACGUAAGCUCGCAAUGGUUGAUUACUAGGGUGGCCUCCGCCGUGAGUGGGCCACUGAAUUCUGAAAAGCAGUUUCACGUCUUGAUUGAAAGCGCAAUGGAAAACUGAAUCAGAUUACGUGACUGUCGCGCUUUUCAUGACUGCCUGCAACAGAAUUUUUUAAUUGAGUUGUUUCAAGUUUUAUGCUAAUAUAAGUUUACCACUUGUGGCAAAAUGAAUGGCUGUUUUGGUACCAGUGCUUAUACAAGUGAGAUAAUAUUAAUUUAAAGCUUUAUUUUAUCUGAUUUUUCUAGAUCAAACCAUCAUGGCACAGAGUGGAAACGGAGCAGCAAAUGAGAGUGAUGUUACGUCACUUGGUACCGGACAAGAGCUGAACUUUGAUGAUGGCACAUUGAAAGGUGAAGAUUCUUACAACUGUUAAUAGUGUAUCACCAAAAGGCCUUUAAGGUGAUUCCUUAGUAAAAGAAUCUAACAUAGAUUGUAGAUGAAACUUGGUACACUGAUGAAACAAGUCAAGAAGAUGAUAAAAAAGUGAUAAAAAGUGGGGGUCACGGGGCUUGUUUUGACGUCACAAUGCUGACAUAUACCUGCUAUUUAGGACCCUUUGACAAAAACGGCGCGGAGUCCAAAAGUAGACGAAAAGGAGAGGUUUUUUCGAUGAUGCAUGUGGUAACACACAGAAUUUGACUUUAAUGUAUUGUUUAUCUACUUACGUACCAGAAAAAUGCCUUUUAAUGCCCUUGUUUUUAAUAUACGCUCCAAAGUAGAAUUAAAUUGGACACGCCUUAUUCGACCCGUGAUAGCUCAAUCCGUACAAUCUAGUAAAAUUGCGAAAAAACUGAACAUAGAUUUGUGCCAAUUUUUUUUCUCAUCGAAAGGAAAAACUGUCCUUAUUAAAAUCAUGAAGUAAAAAAAUGGGGGUCACCGUACUCGUUUUUGCGGUAGAGCUGGAGAAAGUCCGCACCAAAUGCAUUUUCUCCGAUUUUUGAGAGAGGACUGGGGCGCGUUUCAAAAUGUCAUGUAUGUGAAAGGGGGAAGAAAGUAUUAAGAAAAUCCGUCUUUACAGAGUUUACAUUGAGAUAUCUCAUUUAGGACAAAUUGUGAUAAAGAAAGCGUGUAAAUGAAAAUCAAAGUAAGAACAAGUUUAACAUCCACUGUCGAGGUUCUCCGUGAGGAAGUCGAGCUCAGCAACACGCGCGCGUACUGGUUCCGUUAUGCACAUUCCCAACACACUGAGUCUCACCUCGGCAAGAAAAAAACCGCAAGCAAAAAUUCCAAUAGCUUUUCUCUUCAGUAAACUUCACUUUAAUAAUGUUACUGAAAUGCUCUAUUUUUAAGGCGGCCAUCUUGUUAUGCGCAGUAAGAGAUGCGCAGUGCACUUCCAGAGAAUCACCUUAACAUAGCACACUAAGGAGAAAUGAAAUAAAAGAUACAGAAAAAAAAAACUUCAUUUGAAAACAUUCAACAUACAAAAGUGAUUAAAGAGUGAAAGUCGUUACACAUUAUCUCUAGUGAAGGUGGUUUUUAAAUUUUUUAUCUAGAUUAAGCUUUUUUUAGUAUAGAUUUCGUGGUCAACGAAUUACUUUCUCUCGAGGAUUCACCGUUGUAUCCAGCGCUGCAUCAGCUCCCGGCAGGCACGACUCCUAUUUUCCCGCCAACCGGAAAGAUGCGCUCGUACUGCGCAUAACGCUUCAGUAGUAUUCUCUAAAGCUACAAAUUUAAUACAUUUCAAGCUUUUUUGGCAGUUUUAACUUCAGAAAGUGAGUAACUGAACGACCAAAUUUGCCACUGUUUCACCAAUGUCAGUCAUGUCAUGGUCAUCGCCAUUCAUGAGUUAACAAGUGACACCAUUUGCCUAUCCGGGGAAUAAAUGAUCUCUGUCAUAUUUUUUGUUUUAAUCUGUAGCAAAGAGACGAAGAAGGAAAUGAACACAAAAAAAGUUACACACGAUAGUCCGCAUUAUACUCUUAUCUUUUGCACUCACAAUUUUAUUUUUUUUUUAAACCAUAGCAAGUUUCAUUCUCAACGAGUAUUCCGCAUUUCAAGAGACGCGAAUGAUCAUUCUGUCUUGGUCAAGCCAACUAAAAAAAUCAUUGCCAAAUUUUCCUACCCCAAAAGAAUCCUGGAAUCAAAAAUUUCAAACCCAAAAAAUCCUUCGAUCAUCUCCGUCACUAAAAAUCGGGAGUACCUCAACUGGGGUUUCGUUCGACCCCAAAUUUCUUUAUCGAAAGUUUUCAUCUGUGCAUAUGUCGUACUUAUAACCGCAAAACAGAUUGUCGAUUACGAAGCUGAAUCGCAGAUAUCUACAAGUAAAAAGGAAACAACCACCAAUGGGAUAAAAACCAAGUGUCCUGUAUUUUUUGGAAACCGAAAUACACUCAACUGGAAAACGAAGCACCCUCAACUCCGGUGAAAAUGCCUGAAAUAAACUACAAUGGGGUGGGGUAUUUGGAAUCAAACGUCUGCCUCGGGGAUGGGGAGAGUAUGGUAGAGUUUUAAAUUUUUAGCUCCUUACAUUAAGAAAUUUUACAGUAUUGUGGUGUUUGCCAAAUUUUCGUGCGGUACUUAUGUAAUUGUGGUCUUGAAUUCUGAUAUUGUGGCAUUAAUAAACAAGCGGAAUUUUUUGUUUUUGGCUCGGUGAUUUUUAGCAUGGUUUUGCUAAAUUUGUCGAUUUUUCGGUAUACCCCUACCCCGUGCAAUCUUAAUUUUCGAGCAUGCGUAUAAUUCUACUACAAGACCGGCUUCGAUAGUGUGAUGUGGUGCCCAGUUGCGGGUGUAGAAGGUUUUUACUUUAGUGCCAAACAGUAAUAUUCCCAUGCUAAUUUGUUAUGGGGUUAAAGACCCUUGUUGAACCCACGAACAGAAACAAUUAGAAAGAAAUUUAUAAUAAUGGAUGCCGAAAUCGUAUACUCUAACCACAGCACCUUGACAUGGUAUCAUUUAUUAUUAUUACUCAUUAUUAUUAUGAUUAUGAUUAUAAUUAUUAGCAUCAUUAUGAUUAUGCCUAUGAUUAUCGUGAUUAUUCUUUGAAAAGGUUGUUUUAGUGUUAAUCCAAUCUUAAGUUUUUGUAAUUUGAAACUAAAAAACGUGUUGUUUUCAAUGUGGUCAUGGCCGCCAAAUAUCUUUAAGUAGCAAACGGGAUUUGUCUAAUUAACAAUGUUUUUAUAUCGCGAAAUUUUAUCAACAAAGUAUUAUCAAUAACGAAAGCUGUUGCAAAUUACGGCCAUUAUCUCCUUCAGUCCUUAAAAGCUUCAAGUAAACUUAAUCGAGUUUCGCUUGGACCAAAAAGAAACAAUAUGUUUAUAAGGGUCAUUCUAAUGAUGGCACAUUGCUGCAAUUGACUCCUGAUUCUGUUUUCAAAUAUGGCUCUGUCACGCGUUACUGAAGUGGCACUGUAACUGGCUGCUACUACAUGGAUCGAUUACGUAACAAAAAAAUAAAUAAUGGAAAAAAAACAUCGCUCUAAAUCUGAAGAUGAAUCAGCUACCGAGAUUGGCUACUGAAUUCUGGAAAGCAGUUUCAUGUCUUGAUUGAAAGGGCAAUCGAAAACUGAAUCAGAUUACGUGUACUGUCCUUUUGUAUGAAAAUGACUUCACAGCGAGUUUCAUGAUUACCUGCCACAGAAUUUUGAUUGAUUUGUUUCAAUAAAAGUUUUAUACUAAUGUAAGUUUACCACUUGUGGCCAAAUGAAUGGCUGUUUUGGUACCAGUGCUUAAACAAGUGAAGAUAAUAUUAGCUUAAAGCUUUAAAUAUACUUGAUUUUUCCAGAUCAAAACAUUAUGGCACAGAGUGGAAACGGAGCCGCAUGUGACCGUGAUGUUACGUCACUUGGUACCGGACAAGAGCUGAACUUUCAUGAUGACACACUGAAAGGUAAAGAUUCUUACAACUGUUCAUAGUGUAUCACCAAAUGGCCUUUAACACAGCAAACUAUGGAAAAAUGAAAUAAAAGAUAUAAAAAAGGAAAAAAACGUCAUUUGAAAACAUUCAACAUACGGAAGUGCAUUGGUUAAAGAGUGAAAGUCGUUAAACAUAAUCUCUACUCAAGGCGGUGUUUUAACUUUUUAUCUAGAUUAGGCUUUUUCUAGAAUUAGUGGCCGACGAACUCUUUUAUCUUGCGGAUACACCGUUAUAGACAACACUGCAUUAGCUCCCGGAAAGUAUGAAAAGGAGUAUAAUUGGAAAAGAACUAAGUAUCCUGUAUUUUUUGGAAACCGAAAUACACUCAACUGGAAAACAAAGCACCCUCAACUCCGGUGAAAGGGCCUGCAACCAACUAAAAUGAGCCAGUUAAUUUGAAGUUUUGAAUUUGCGUUGCCUCUAGGUACUUUUACCCACGGUGGGGCAUUUGGAAUCAAAAGUUUGUCUCGGGGAGGGGAGACUAUGGUAGAGUUUUACAUUUUUAGCGCCUUACAUUGAGAAAUUUUGCGGUAUUGGUGUUCGGCAAAUUUUCACGAGGUACCUUUUAUACCCCUAGCCACUUCAAUCUUAUUUUGCAUGCGGACACUUCUACUACAAGACCUGCUUCGACAGUGUGAUAUUGUGCCCAGUUGCGGUUGUCGAAAGCUUUUCACUUUAGUACCAAACAAUAUUUCCAUGAUAAUUUGUUAUGCGGUUGAACCCAUCAACAGAAACAAUAAGAAAGGCAUUUAUAACAAUGGACGCCGAAAUGCUAUGGUGCAACCACAGCACCCUCACAUGGUACCAUUUAUUAUUAUUAUUAUUAUUACUAUUAUUUGAAAAGGUUAUUUUAGUGUUAAUCCAAUCUUAAGAUUUGGUAGUUUAUCACGAAUUUUUAUCAACAAAGUAUUACUGAUCAAUAACGAAUUAAGCUUUUUGCCUCAAGUUUUAAAAAGCUACAAGUAAUUUUAUUUCACUUGCACGAAAAUGAGAUAAUAUGUUUAUAAGGGUCAUUCUAAUGAUACCACAUUGCUGCAAUUAACUCCUAAAUCUGUUUUCAAACACACGCCGGGGAUGGUUCUGUCACGCGAAGAAAAUUGCUCUGAAUCUGAAUCUGACGCGCAAUAGUAAAAUGAAUCAGAUUACAUGUACUGUCCUGUUAUAUGAAAAUGACUUCACCGCGCGUUUCAUGACUGCCUGCCACAGAAUUUUGAUUGACUUUUUUUUUCGGCAAUAAAAGUCUUGAAAAUGAAGAAAUGAUCGUCGCAGUGAACGCAAUUUAUGCAAUUGCCUGAAGAAGCCUGAAAAAAAAUUCAGGACUUCAACGGGGUUAAUGUGAGUUUACCACUUGUGGCAAAAUGAAUGCCUGUUUUGGUACCAGAGCUUAUAAAAGUGAAGAGAAUAUUAAUUUAAAGCCUUUUAAUGAUUUUUCCAGGUCAAACCAUCAUGGCGCAGAGUGGAAACAGAGCAGCAUGUGACCGUGACGUUACGUCACUUGGUACCGGAAAGGAGCUGAACCUUGAUGAUGACACAAUGAAAGGUAAAGAAUUUUAAAACUGUUAAUAGUGUAUCACCAAAAGGCCUUCAACAUUUGAAAACAUUCAACAUACGGAAAUGCAUGGUUAAAGAGUAGAAGUCGUUAAAUAGUUACUGAAGAUGGUUUUUUAAACUUGUAUCUAGAUUAAGCUUUUGCUAUAAUUUGUGGCCGGCGAAUUCUUUUAACUUUCGGGUUCACCGUUAUAGACAACACUGCAUUAGCUCCCGGCAAGUGUGAUUCCUAUUUUCCCGCCAACCCGAAAGAUGCACUUGUAGCGCAUAACGCCUUAGUAGUGUUCCUUCUGGAGCUACUAAUUUAAUGCAUUUUUAGCUUUUUCGGAAUUUUUAACUUCAGAAAGUGAGUAACUGAACGAGCAAAUUUACCUCUAUCUGUAACUAAUGUCAUGGUGAACGCCAUUUAUGAGUUAAUAAGUAACACCAUUUGCCUAACCGGGGAAUAAAUGAUCUCUGUCAUUUGUCUUUUAAUCGCUACUUGUAGCAAAGAGAUGAAGACGGAAAUGAACACAAAAAUAGUUGGAUACGGUAGUCCCGUGUUGUACUUUUAUCCUACUCACAAUUAUAAUUCACCAUUUUAUUUUUGUUUUCUUUAUUUAUUUUUUCUAUCACUCUUCCUGUCGAAAGGAUCAGUUCACGAUUCAAGCUCUGGCGUCGAGGAUACUGUACUGACAUUGAAAAUAAACCCAGGAACCAAAUUUGGAACACUUAUAAAGCCCAUGCUCAGUAUAUUUGAUGUAAUUAUUUUUCGAUUUAAUGGCAUAAUAAAACAACCUGCUUUAUUUUUAGCAAUAGUUGAAGUCUACAAAACCGAAGGCAAUGAAGCAUGCUUAAAGGAAGAUUACAGCAACGCCGUUUACUUUUAUACUGAGGUACUUAAAGCAAACUGCAAGGACGAAGACCUAGCAGUAUCCUUUUACUCUAAAUAUUCCUCCAUACAGUGUGCAUAGCUGAAAGAUGAUUUAUUUUCGCAACUUGUUAUACACCUGCACUUCCUUUACGAUCUGGUUACCAUUUUUAUCGACUGACGGUUCGGUGCUUAUUUGAGGGCGGUGCUUAUCUAAACUUCUUCUGCGAAUUACACAGAAGUACGUGAUAUUUUCUUAGUAUUUCUUUGUUUUGUUCAUAAACGACCCCCAAAACACAAACGUUAUUUCUAAUAAAAGUGAGUUUUUAAAAAGUCUGUGUAGCAAUAACAGUGACAACAAUAUUAACAAGAGAGGAUUAUCCUCUCUUUAACUAUAUGUUGCUGGGAGCUUGCUGCGUUUAUUACAGUCAUACCUGUAUCGGCUGUCACCCUUAAGAUAUGGGCGACCGCUAUAUAUAAGUUUCCUGUAGACUAAACUGGAUGUUGAGUUCGUCCAACGCUUGUAGUUCACUCCAUUCGAUUGCCAUGAAAAGGUUAACUGAUUGACGAUUUCGCUAGUAUUCAUUUUUCCGUGUACUUUGGAGAACACAUAGCAAAGUUUGCUGCAUGAUUUGAUCGUAAUCCUAUUUGCUGACCUUUAUGCACAGGUAAAAAAAUAAUGGAAUCGUGCAUUUUGGGAGUCUAAAGGGGGCCGGACCGCAUCUGUUUUACAGAGGUGACCACUAUGCAGAUCAACUUUAGGAGAGUUGUCCAGUAGCCGUAGUAUGUAGGGUGACCGCUAUAUACAGGGCCGUUAUAUACAGGUUGACUGUUUUCUUUUUGUUUCUAACUUUAGGCUGCUCAUAAGGGGCAACGCUCUUCCGAUUUGACACGGUACACAUUCUUUUUAAAACAUUUUUGCUUUCCAAGCCAAAAAGGGGGAGAUGUAUCUUGUUGUUUUCACCUAGUUGUAUAUGAUAUUGAUACAACCCCGUAGUAGACUAGAAUCACAACAAGAUGAGAUAAGUUAAUUAUAUUCCACCUAGUUGCAAGUAUACUUAACUUCAACUUAAUUUCGAUAUUAUUUACACCUUAACAAUUUGAAAAGAUCGACACGGAAAACACCACGUUGCUUGAACUAAGAAAACUGGCGUUGAAAUACGUAAAUAAAGCGACGAGUAGAAGAGCCGUGGAGAACGAGGUACUUUGUUUUAUUUCUAUAAAAGGGCAUUUUGAAUCGUUUUGCCUUUAAAUUGUCGAAGUGACAUAAAUAUUACAUAUUAAUACUUAUUGCUGAUGAUACCAUAUGGUUGACUCUAAUAGAAGAGAUUCCAUCGAUACCACCAUUCGUUCCUUUUGGGCGAAUGUUAAAUACAGUCGAAUGGCUGGUUCGUCCUUCUUGCAUUGAACUCAGCUGUUUCGAUUCAACCAAUGAUCAGUGAUGAUGGAACUUGAAAAGGUUAUAUAUGAGAUUUCAAGGGUUUGAAUUAAUGUUGAUGGAAGUUAAUGUCUAUUUUCUACCCGCAUAUACAGCAUUCCCCAACUAAAAUAAAUAUUAGUUCAUAAUUAUAACUAAUAGAAAAGACAUACUUUCCGAAAAAUAAUUUCCUUAAAGAAACUUUAGGUACUUUCCAUUCAACCAAAACGUCAGCUUGCGGGAAUUUUCGGCAUUUUACCGUAGCAAAUAGAACAGCAUUUUUCAAAACUUCCAAAAAAGAGGACAACCUCGCGAGGUAUACCCAAUUUUUUUUCCCGGAAGUUUUCUUUCCAUUAAUUUUUGCUCCGGCGAUUUCUAGGCAGAAUUUUCGUUUGAAUGGUUCCCUUUUCGGAAAUUCAACAGUUUCCGGAAUUUCUGGAAACAUGUCCUGGAAAUUUCUGUACCAUUUGCCUCUGUUUCCAAAUUUUCGAAAGGUUUAGUUGAAUGGAAAGCGCCCCUUGAUUCUCUGUGCGAUAACUUUCAUAGACGAGAAAAUAAAUAACGGGGAAGUCAAGGCGGACUGUCAAAUAUCAGCUCUUGUAGUAUCCGUUUAAGAAAUAAAGUUCAUCAGUAAUACCCCUAUACUUGAGAGAGCAGGAGAGACUCUGAUACUCAGAAACUUGCUGACCGAGCUAUAUUGUGUGCUAAUCUGUUUUCAAAGCCACAAUCCCACUCAUGCAAGUAAUAACAGCGGGAUUUUGUAUUGCUGGCGAUUUGGCUGCAGCAGUAUUAGCAGGGUCGUCCGAAAUAUCAAAGUUAAAUCCCCAAGAAUAGAGUUGACUGUUCGUAUUGCCACAAAAAAUCUUGCCGGCUAUUUUCUUCCUCACGAAGGGUAUAACUUUACAUUAAAAACAUCUUCUAUACCAUGACUUGCUUCAAAAGAGGGUUUGUUUUACAUUUUUUUAUAGGCAUGCCCAGGAAGCAAAGGCAAACAUGGAAAACCCGAACAAACUUCCAAAACGAAUUGGUUGUACAGUAAUUACCUUGGAAUGAAAGCUUCAAAACGCGGUGAUUUUAAAAUAGCCCGGGAUUACUUCGAGAUGUCAUUGAAUGAAGCCAAACAGAUCCGGAACAAAGACGCAGAAGGAGUUAGCUAUAACAACCUUGGCCUCGCCUAUCAUUCUCUCAGUGAUUUCAAAAAAGCAAUCGAGUUUUAUCAGCUGGCUCUUAGAAUCGCAAAAGAUACUGGAAACAAAGAUCAAGAAGCAACUACAUACAACAACCUUGGCAGUGCCUAUCAGUCUCUCAGUGAAUUCAAAAAAGCAAUCGAGUUUUAUCAGCUGGCUCUAAGAAUCACAAAAGAUACUGGAAACAAAGAUCAAGAAGCAACUAUAUAUAACAACCUUGGCAGUGCCUAUCAGUCUCUCAGCGAUUUCAAAAAAGCAAUCGAGUUUUAUCAGCUGGCUCUAACAAUCGCAAAAGAUACUGGAAACAAAGAUCAAGAAGGAACUAUAUAUAACAACCUUGGCCGUGCCUAUCAGUCUCUCAGUGAUUUCAAAAAAGCAAUCGAGUUUCAUCAGCUGGCUCUAAGAAUAGCAAAAGAUACUGGAAACAAAGAUCAAGAAGGAACUAUAUAUAACAACCUUGGCUGUGCCUAUCAGUCUCUCAGUGAUUUCAAAAAAGCAAUCGAGUUUUAUCAGCUGGCUCUAAGAAUCGCAAAAGAUACUGGAAACAAAGAUCAAGAAGCAGCUACAUAUAACAACCUUGGCCUCGCCUAUCAGUCUCUCAGUGAUUUCAAAAAAGCAAUCGAGUUUUAUCAGCUGGCUCUAAGAAUCACAAAAGAUACUGGAAACAAAGAUGGAGAAGCAACUAUAUAUAACAACCUUGGCCUCGCCUAUCAGUCUCUCAGUGAAUUCAAAAAAGCAAUCGAGUUUUAUCAGCUGGCUCUAAGAAUCGCAAAAGAUACUGGAAACAAAGAUCAAGAAGCAACUAUAUAUAACAACCUUGGCCUCGCCUAUCAGUCUCUCAGUGAAUUCAAAAAAGCAAUCGAGUUUUAUCAGCUGGCUCUAAGAAUCGCAAAAGAUACUGGAAACAAAGAUGGAGAAGCAACUAUAUAUAACAACCUUGGCCGUGCCUAUCAGUCUCUCAGUGAUUUCAAAAAAGCAAUCGAGUUUUAUCAGCUGGCUCUAAGAAUCGCAAAAGAUACUGGAAACAAAGAUCAAGAAGCAACUAUAUAUAACAACCUUGGCCUCGCCUAUCAGUCUCUCAGUGAAUUCAAAAAAGCAAUCGAGUUUUAUCAGCUGGCUCUAAGAAUGGCAAAAGAUACUGGAAACAAAAAUCUAGAAGCAACUAUAUAUAACAACCUUGGCCUCGCCUAUCAGUCUCUCAGUGAAUUCAAAAAAGCAAUCGAGUUUUAUCAGCUGGCUCUAAGAAUCACAAAAGAUACUGGAAACAAAGAUGGAGAAGCAACUAUAUAUAACAACCUUGGCCUCGCCUAUCAGUCUCUCAGUGAAUUCAAAAAAGCAAUCGAGUUUUAUCAGCUGGCUCUAAGAAUCGCAAAAGAUACUGGAAACAAAGAUCAAGAAGCAACUAUAUAUAACAACCUUGGCCUCGCCUAUCAGUCUCUCAGUGAAUUCAAAAAAGCAAUCGAGUUUUAUCAGCUGACUCUAAGAAUGGCAAAAGAUACUGGAAACAAAAAUCUAGAAGCAACUAUAUAUAACAACCUUGGCCUCGCCUAUCAGUCUCUCAGUGAAUUCAAAAAAGCAAUCGAGUUUUAUCAGCUGGCUCUAAGAAUCACAAAAGAUACUGGAAACAAAGAUCAAGAAGCAACUAUAUAUAACAACCUUGGCCUCGCCUAUCAGCCUCUCAGUGAAUUCAAAAAAGCUAUCGAGUUCCAUCAGCUGGCUCUAAGAAUCGCAAAAGAUACUGGAAACAAAGAUCAAGAAGCAACUAUAUAUAACAACCUUGGCCUCGCCUAUCAGUCUCUCAGUGAUUUCGAAAAAGCAAUCGAGUUUUAUCAGCUGGCUCUAACUAUCGUAAAAGAUACUGGAAACAAAGAUCAAGAAGCAGCUGUAUAUAACAACCUUGGCUGCGUUAAUCAGUAUCUCGGUGAUUUGGAAAAGGCGAUGGAGCUUUAUCAGCUGAGUCUAAGAAUCGCAAAAGAUACUGGGAACAAAGAUGCAGAAGGAGCUAUAUAUAUCAAUCUCGGUAAUUUCUAUGCGCAUCACUGUGAUUUCGAAAAAGCAAGGGAAUCUUAUCAGCUAGCCAGAAGUAUAGCAAACGAGACUGGAAACAAAGAUGAAGAACAACGUGGAUAUAAUAGCCUUGCUGAUGUUCUUUGGCUUCUUGGCGACUACUCCAAAGCCGAGGAGUGUUUUAAAUCCUGUAUUGAACUGGUAGAGGAAAUGAGAGUCCUCCUUGAAGGAAACGACGAGUGGAAAAUCAGCUUUCGGAAUGAACGUGAUUGCGUUAGUCGUUUAGUGAGACUUCAAUUACAACAACGCACUGAACGUAAGACACUCGAGGCGCUUUUAACAGCUGAGAGGGGACGAGCAGAAGCUCUCGUGGACCUCUUGGAAUCGCAAUAUGGCGUCAGGAAAUCAAUCUGUUCGCUGUCGAAACAGCAGACGGAACUUAUCAUUUCAAACCAUAUUUCGUCACCCACGUUAUUUCUAAUGAAUGAUACCCAGUCAGUGAAUAUCUGGAUGCUGUUAAAGGGGGGAAAGCUGUAUGGCUUUGUGCAAGAGGGAGUUAGUGAUGACUUGACAUCAAUGACUUAUCAAACCUACAAACAGAUUGAUGUGAACAAAAGCCUGUGGAAAAAGAUUCGCCCCCAGGAAAGAGAUUGA